GUCCAUGCCGGGAAAGGACGCGAGGCGCAGGAAAGUAACAAGAGCGGCUGCAUCCAGUUCCAAAGGUGGGAGGGAAAGGAAGCGGAAAGGAGGAGGGGGAAAAAUCCUGGAAAACGGAAAACUACACACAGACACACACUCACUCUCUCUUUCUCAGAACCUUCCUGCUGGUCCACGAGAAAAUACAUUCGGGACAAAGAGAUUUACCUGGGGGGCGGGGGGGAGAGAAUCACCAGGAGAAGAAAUGAGUCGUCACAGAUCGAGUGCAUCACUGGUGUUUAUUAAUUAGAAGAGAGUGUCUAAAAGAAGGGGGGGGCGACAGCAAGAGGUUUCCACUCCGGUGGGUCUUUGAGACAAGGCCUCCGGCAGGAAAUCAACGCCACCCUCGGACAGAGAGAAGCAGCUGAGAAGCUCCGGCACAUCCUUGGCUGAGAGAGGAAAAGCGGAAGGGAAGAGUUUAUUCUUCGGCUUCUUGGCAGCGUCCGCGCCGUCGACCUCCCCUAGCAGCUUGCCACUUGGCCGCUGGUCGCUUCUGGAAGCCAAGGGCUGCAGAGAGCGGAGAGGAAGGAAGUUUCCCAAUGAAGAACUGAAGUCCCCUCCAAGCCGGGGCGGCCUGGUGGCCGAGCGCAGCUCCAAUGUAAAACGAAGGUGCGCAACAACUUGGCGGCCGGAGGCGGCGGGCUGCCGGGGCUGCCGCCUCCGCUUGGCCCGGCGUGGGGCUGUUGGUGCGGGCUUUCGGUGGUGCUCUCCUCCUCGUCUUCGUCGGUGAUCGGGCGGAGCGGGCUUGGCAUCGGCCCGCGCGCGCGGAGGCGGCGACUGCGGCGUUGGAUCCGUCAACUUACUGCGAGAGCCCGGUGUACAGCCCGGACGUGUGCCCCAACAUGAUCGCGGCGCAGGCCAAGCUGGUGUACCAGCUGAACAAGUACUACACGGAGCGGUGCCAGGCGCGCAAGGCGGCCAUCGCCAAGACCAUCCGCGAGGUGUGCAAGGUGGUCUCCGACGUGCUCAAGGAGGUGGAAGUGCAGGAGCCGCGCUUCAUCAGCUCGCUCAGCGAAAUCGACGCGCGCUACGAGGGCCUGGAGGUCAUCUCGCCCACCGAGUUCGAGGUGGUGCUCUACCUCAACCAGAUGGGCGUCUUCAACUUCGUCGACGACGGCUCGCUGCCCGGCUGCGCAGUCCUCAAGCUGAGCGACGGCCGCAAGCGCAGCAUGUCGCUCUGGGUGGAGUUCAUCACGGCCUCGGGCUACCUGUCGGCGCGCAAAAUCCGCUCGCGCUUCCAGACGCUGGUGGCGCAGGCGGUGGACAAGUGCAGCUACCGUGACGUGGUCAAGAUGAUCGCCGACACCAGCGAGGUGAAGCUGCGCAUCCGCGAGCGCUACGUGGUGCAGAUCACGCCCGCCUUCAAGUGCACCGGCAUCUGGCCGCGCAGCGCGGCGCAGUGGCCGCUGCCGCACAUCCCCUGGCCGGGGCCCAACCGCGUGGCCGAGGUCAAGGCCGAGGGCUUCAACCUGCUCUCCAAGGAGUGUUACUCGCUGACGGGCAAGCAGAGCUCGGCCGAGAGCGACGCCUGGGUGCUGCAGUUCGGCGAGGCCGAGAACCGCCUGCUGCUGGGCGGCUGCCGCAACAAGUGCCUGUCGGUGCUGAAGACGCUGCGCGACCGGCACCUCGAACUGCCCGGCCAGCCGCUCAACAACUACCACAUGAAGACGCUGCUGCUCUACGAGUGCGAGAAGCACCCGCGCGAGACCGACUGGGACGAGGCGUGCCUGGGCGACCGCCUCAACGGCAUCCUGCUGCAGCUCAUCUCCUGCCUGCAGUGCCGCCGCUGCCCGCACUACUUCCUGCCCAACCUCGACCUCUUUCAGGGCAAGCCCCACUCGGCCCUCGAGAGCGCCGCCAAGCAGACCUGGCGCCUGGCCAGGGAGAUCCUCACCAACCCCAAAAGCCUCGACAAGCUAUAGGAGGCGGCGGGGAGCGGGGGGACCGGCCGGUCGUCGGGAGGAAGGCAGGCGCGGAAGAGACAAAGACUGCGGAGAAUCACAGACUCUUAUUUAAAGACGCGAUUAAAGGGGGGAAAGAGAGACCGCGGCGGGAGAGAGGGGGGGGGGGCAGAACCCUCCUCCCACAGACACACGACAGACUCGAAGCCCAGCAGUUGGCAACCCCUCCUCUCUUCUCUCCUUCUUUCUAGUAAAGGAGGAUAUUUUUUAAAAAACCAAAAAAAGUCACUUAAAAACAAACACACACAAAAACGGCGGCGGGACUUUGCAACAAACAGCCAAACGAAACCCGAGGUACAUUUCAUUUUCCUCCCCAGUAUUAAGUGUAUGUCAUUCGUUCCUGUCCCUACUUGUCUUUCUCUCGUUCGUUUGCCUGAAUGUUGUCACCAAGUGGAAACAAAAUUAUUUAACUAUGUACAAAUUUCUCUCUCUCUCUCUCUCUAAGAAAGGGGGGAAGCCCACAAAAAGUUUACUGAUGUUAAAUGUAUUUCAGUGCCAAGGUCACAUUAUGUGCGCCCCUUCCCCCAACCCUUCCCUAAAUUGACUUGUUGAAAACAGUAAUAAUAAUAAUAAUAAUAAAACGAUUUUAACUUUA
This is a messenger RNA of Hemicordylus capensis (graceful crag lizard), 2595 nucleotides long. RefSeq names its product mab-21 like 2 (gene MAB21L2). NCBI's taxonomy places the organism in Eukaryota, Metazoa, Chordata, Lepidosauria, Squamata, Cordylidae. The transcript has a single exon. The coding region runs from base 882 to 1961 and encodes 359 amino acids. The record is from RefSeq and is a predicted model, not a curated record.